Morone saxatilis (striped sea-bass) is the source of this 5688-nucleotide messenger RNA. It is a transcript of the gene erbb4b, whose product is annotated as erb-b2 receptor tyrosine kinase 4b. Gene Ontology annotation, cellular component: signaling receptor complex; basal plasma membrane. Gene Ontology annotation, molecular function: ATP binding; transmembrane receptor protein tyrosine kinase activity; epidermal growth factor receptor binding. Gene Ontology annotation, biological process: positive regulation of kinase activity; protein phosphorylation; positive regulation of cell population proliferation. The record is from RefSeq and is a predicted model, not a curated record. Lineage: Eukaryota; Metazoa; Chordata; Actinopteri; Moronidae.
ACAAGCUUUACAGUGCGCGCGUUGGAAACUAAUAUUCGACUAUUUUGCCUUCACGUCAGUCACAAAUUAGACCUGCAGGCGCGGAGGGGCGAGGCGGAGGACAUCUCGGACAAACUGUAAACUUAGUCAAAAGCGACUUAAGUCCCCAAACUCACAGGCUGAACAGGCUUCAAGCGCAAACGAGUCAUCCUUUCUGGCUGUUUCAAGGAAGGAUACGCUGCUGGACAUGUGAAUUUAAAAGGAGAUACUUGCCAAGCACAACAAUGAAACCAACGACUGCCCCGUGUUGCUUCGGCUUUCUCCUGACUUGCCUCUUGUUCGGGUCGAGCUCUUCGCAAUCAGUAUGUGCUGGUACAGAGAACAAGCUGAGCACACUGUCGGACCUGGAGCAGCAGUACCGCACCCUGAGAAAGUACUACGAGAACUGCGAAGUCGUAAUGGGCAACCUUGAGAUCACAAGCAUCGACCGCAGUCGGGACCUCACCUUCCUAAGAUCUAUCCGAGAAGUGACAGGCUAUGUGUUGGUGGCCCUGAACCAGUUUGACUACCUGCCUUUGGAGAACUUGAGGAUCAUUCGAGGAACCAAGCUGUAUGAGGACCGCUACUCCCUCGCAAUCUUUCUCAAUUACAGACGUGAUGGAAACUUCGGCCUACGCCAGUUGGGUCUGAAGAACCUCACAGAAUCCUUGAGUGGAGGCGUGUAUGUUGCAAACAGUUUCCUGUGUCAUGCAGACACGAUCCAUUGGCAGGACAUUGUCAAAAAACGGAUGCACCCUGUGUGGGUGCCACCACACAGUGUCACAUGUCAGAAGUGCCAUCGUUCCUGUAAUGGCCGUUGCUGGGGACCAAAAGAAGACCAAUGUCAAAGCUUAACUAAGACCGUGUGUGCCGAGCAGUGUGACGGUCGUUGCUUUGGUCCCUAUGUUAGUGACUGCUGCCAUCGUGAGUGUGCAGGUGGCUGCUAUGGACCAAAGGACACAGACUGCUUUGCCUGCACUAACUUCAAUGACAGUGGGGCAUGUGUGACCCAGUGCCCCCAGCCAUUUGUUUACAACCCCACCACUUUCCAACUGGAACACAAUCCCAGGGCAAAGUACACCUAUGGAGCCUUCUGUGUCAAGAAGUGUCCACAUAACUUUGUGGUGGACCAUAGUUCCUGUGUGAGAGCAUGCCCCAGUAACAAGAUGGAGGUGGAGGAAAACCGCAUUAAGAUGUGCAUUCCUUGUACUGACAUCUGCCCAAAAGCCUGUGAUGGAAUUGGUACAGCUAGCCUACAGUCAGCUCAGACAGUGGACUCAAGCAACAUUGACAAGUUUGUCAACUGCACCAAAAUCAAUGGCAACCUGGUGUUCCUCAUCACUGGGAUCAAAGGUGAUGUCUAUCACAACAUUGAAGCCUUGGACCCAGAAAAACUCAAUGUAUUCCGCACCGUUCGGGAGAUCACAGGAUUUCUGAACAUCCAGUCUUGGCCUGAAAACAUGACAGACUUGAGUGUUUUCUCCAACUUGGCAACUAUUGGGGGAAGAUCGUUGUACAGUGGGAUUUCCCUGCUGGUGUUAAAGCAGCAGGGCAUCUCAUCAUUGCAACUCCAGUCCCUAAGAGAGAUCAGCGCUGGGAAUGUCCACAUCGCAGAGAACAGCCAGCUUUGCUAUUACAGCACCGUCAACUGGACAAGAUUGUUCCGCACUGCAAACCAGAAGGUUCUGAUCCGCAACAACCAAAGCCCACAGCAAUGCUCCAAGGAGAACAUGGUAUGUGACCCGCUGUGUUCGGACGCAGGGUGUUGGGGUCCUGGCCCAGACCAGUGCCUCUCCUGCAGACACUUCAGCCGUGGACGAACCUGUGUGGACACCUGCAAUCUUUAUGAAGGGGAUAUUCGAGAGUAUGCCAACGGGUCGGUGUGUGUGGAGUGUGAUGGCCAGUGUGAGCAAGCGGACGAUGGCUCUUUGACCUGCCACGGUCCGGGCCCUGAACAUUGUGUGAAAUGCGUCCAUUUCAAAGAUGGUCCUAAUUGUGUAGAAAAGUGUCCCGAUGGCCUGCAAGGUGCCAAUAGCUUCAUCUUCAAGUACGCAGAGGCCAACAAUGAAUGCCAUCCCUGCCAUGCCAACUGCACCCAGGGGUGCAUUGGACCAAGACUGCAGGACUGCAUUGGCUGGAUGGACAGAACCCCUCUGAUCGCAGCGGGGGUGAUCGGCGGCCUCUUCAUGGUGGUGAUCAUGGUGCUGAGCGUAGCAGUGUCUGUGCGCCGGAAGAACAUUAAGAAGAAGAGAGCCCUCCGUCGCUUCCUGGAGACAGAGCUGGUGGAGCCUUUAACACCCAGCGGAACAGCACCCAACCAGGCCCAGCUUCGAAUCCUGAAAGAAACAGAACUCAAAAGGGUCAAGAUCCUCGGCUCUGGGGCCUUUGGGACUGUUUACAAGGGUAUUUGGGUCCCAGAGGGAGAAACGGUGAAGAUUCCUGUAGCCAUUAAAAUCCUUAAUGAGGCCACGGGACCGAAGGCUAAUGUGGAGUUCAUGGACGAGGCCCUGAUCAUGGCUAGCAUGGAGCACCCCCACCUGGUCCGCCUGCUGGGCGUCUGCCUGAGUCCCACUAUCCAGCUGGUCACACAACUCAUGCCUCACGGGUGCCUGCUCGAGUAUGUCCACGAGCACAAGGACAACAUCGGAUCCCAACUGUUGCUCAAUUGGUGUGUCCAGAUCGCCAAGGGGAUGAUGUAUUUGGAGGAGCGCAGGCUGGUUCACAGGGAUUUGGCAGCCCGAAAUGUCCUCGUCAAAUCUCCCAACCACAUCAAGAUCACCGACUUUGGUCUGGCUCGCCUGCUGGAUGUUAAUGAGAAGGAAUAUAAUGCUGAUGGAGGAAAGAUGCCCAUCAAAUGGAUGGCCCUGGAGUGUAUUCAUUACAGGAAGUUCACGCAUCAGAGUGACGUUUGGAGUUACGGGGUGACCAUUUGGGAGGUAAUGACCUUUGGAGGGAAGCCAUAUGAUGGGAUUUCCACCAGAGAUAUCCCAGACCUGCUUGAGAAAGGAGAGCGUCUUCCUCAGCCGCCCAUCUGCACCAUUGAUGUCUACAUGGUCAUGGUCAAAUGCUGGAUGAUUGAUGCAGACAGUCGGCCCAAGUUCAAGGAGCUGGCUGCAGAGUUUACUCGGAUGGCUCGUGAUCCCCAAAGAUACCUGGUCAUCCAGGGUGACGACCGCAUGAAGCUGCCCAGCCCCAAUGACAGCAAGUUCUUCCAGAGCCUCCUAGACGAGGAGGAGCUGGAGGACCUGAUGGAUGCUGAAGAGUACCUGGUUCCUCACUCCUUCAACAUUCCACCACUCGCAUACACUCCCCGCGCACGCAUGGACUCCAGCAAGAACCAGUUUGGCUACCAGGAUGCCAGUUUCAGCAUGGAGGACAUGCUGGCCACCCUCCCAAGAGUGGUCUCUGUUCCACCAGUGUCUGGAGGCUGCCUCCCUCCACAGGACCUGGCCUCAGGGGGGCAGAUUGGUGGCGGAUUUGGUCGUGGCAACCAGGACGACCCUCGCUGCAAUGGCACCCUGAGGAGGCAGGCCUCCCCAAGGUCAAGUACCCUUGGGCCUGGCUCCGCUCUCACUGCAGGACUAGGUGGAGGGGAGGAUAGUAGUGGACAGCGUUACAGUGCUGAUCCGACUGGUCUUUUAGGAGAACGAGGAGCCAAAGGAGACAAGGACCAGGAUGGCUACAUGGCUGCCAUGAGGGACAAGAACAACUCAGUAGAGGAAAACCCCUUUGUCACACGUCGUAGGAACGGUGACGCCCACGCAGUGAUUGAUGGAGCGGGCUGCCACACCCUGCACAUGGCUGGAGCUGCUGCUGCUCCCAAGAGCCAGACCCUUCACGGGGACGAUGAGUAUAUCAAUGAGCCACUGUACCUGAAUACUUUCCUUAACCCUGGGGACAAGAACGGAUUGGCUGGCGCAGUCUCCAUCUCUGGCCCUGGGUCCUCUGCUGCCCAAUCAGUAUCGCAGACAGUCAACCCAUCAACAUCAAGCCACACGGUCUCCUCCUCUGGAUAUGUAGUACCCCCUGGCCACCUCCCUCACCCAUCGUAUCCAUCACACACCCUGCAUCCGGGGCAUUCAGGACACACUCUGCACUCAGGCAUCACCAGCAGCACCAUCAUGUUUGAUAAGAAAGGCAAGAAGGCCACUUUUGACAAUCCUGAAUACUGGCAGCACAGUCUACCCCCGAAGUCCUCACUGCACAAUCCUGAGUACCUGCAGGACUGCAGCACACGCUUCUUCUACCGGCAGAAUGGACGUAUUCGCCCUGCUGUGGCAGAAAACCAGGAGUACUUGUCCGAGGCUGCUAUGAAAGCUGGCAAUGUGUUGCCACCCCCCCCAUACAGACAGAGGAACACUGUAGUGUAGUGACCCACCUAUAGCACAAUGAAGGGAUGAAUAGAGGGAUAGGGGUAGAGAUAAAUGGACGUUAAACAGUCCUCUUGUUUCCAUGCAGUACUUCUCAACCUCGGUUCUCCUUGCACCCUCCCUGAACACGUCUCUCUGUUAUGUCUGAUUGCAAGUCUUUUAUUCUCUCUCUAUGGUCCUGCCUUUUUCGACAGGACUACAGUCACUGGCAGCCUCACUUGACAUUCAAACCAUCUUUUUUAGCUCCAUCUUUGGCCCUGAUGAGUACAGCAAGUAGACACAUCUCUUCGAGGUUGGUUCUGUUCUGGAGCAGAAAGGCACAAAAACAUCACAAUUAAAGAUUGAAAUUAGAUGUUUAAUAAGAGAAAAGGGAGAAAUGAACUGAGGUUAGCCCAAAGAGAGGAUUAUUGCCAUGCCCUUACACGCUUUUCUUUAUUUACCCAUAAAUUACUGUUCACCAUUUCCUUUCAGCACAUUUUCCAUCCAGCUACAUGUACACAUUGCAAUAUGCACACAUGGGUAUUGCUUUUGUGCCGUCUGUCAGAUGACACAUGCACAUCGAGUUGUGUCGUGACUUACCAGCAAACCUGCAGUCAUGCUUAAGAGCCCAGAUGUAGCUUGCAUGCCUGUCCACACGCUUCUUUGACUUUCACAUGUUGCUUCACCAGUAAUGGAUUUCAAACAUUUAUCAUACAGAGCUCAUAUCAUAUCUAAAACACGUUAACAUGCCUGCAGCCUUGACACACCACUAACCAUACAUUCAUUCAUAAGUCAAUACACACACACUGACAGAUAAGCCUGCUACCACUUGAAAUAUAUUCUGGAGGAGAAGCUCAAUUGACCUUGUGCUGGAAGACAGAGUGUGCCGAUAAUGGCAGUCAGUGGUGCAGCAGAGAGAAAGGGUCAACAGGAAAGUAAAUGUCACCACAGUUUUAUGGACAGCUGUGAUAUCACCCAGUACCUGGUGGAAAGCAUCCAAAAGAUUAUUGGCAUGGCUAGGGUGGGAUUUAAAAGGUUGAUCACUCAGAGGACGACCCUUAACUUCCCACAUGAGCUAUCCCUCUUGUUCCUCUUUCAUCCACCAAUCCAGUCCGAAGAGCCAGCAAACCAUCCACUUCAAUGUUACCUUCAUUAGAUCAUUGUAAACAGUAUUGUGGCUGACAUAACCUAUGGUAACUGCAGUACAAGGAAUACUGUGUCAGUGGAACUAUUGCUUGGGAAUGGACAAUCUUUUAACAGGGAAAGAAGUGUGAUGAUGGUUUAGAGCAUAUAAGCCGAACAUGAGGGGAAAAUAUAUGUU